AUGUUCCCGGAUGAGCUCAAGGGCCUGACGCCGGUGGAGGAGAAGCUGAUCGCGCUGAACUCGUGCUAUGGGUUCGUCACAAGGUACAACGUCUCAGGCGGCCCGAAGCAGACGUUGAGAUAUCCCAAGCACGUCAAGGGCCACAUCACGGUGUUCCCGAACAACGUGCAGGAAUUGCUGACGAAGGUGCUGCCGCACCCAUUCUUCCGGGUAAUGGACGAGAUCCACGUCUCGUGGCAGGGUGCGGUAAGGCCGACACCGAGUGACUUGUCGGGUCUGCUGUCGGUGAGGCGGCGUGUCGUCGAGAGGGCCCUCAUCUGGUUGAAGAGGAACAACCCACACUACGCCGAGAUCGAGAUCGACGUGGCGGAGAUGGAGAGUUGGGGAGACCCGGCCCACGGGGUGCCGCCGUUGGUGUACGGGCGCCUGGAGCGGAACGAGCCGUCGGCGUGGGAGAAGACGAGGACGGCGCACGUCGUGCCGCCCACGGAGCGGGCCAUGGACGACGAGGGGGCGGUAGAGAUCGAAGAAGUCCUCGCUCUGCUGAACCAAGGGGAAAGCAGGACGAGUCGCGAGGCCGGCGAGCCAGGGUCAAACGAGGCGCACGAGGCGCACGGCCAGAGCGACGGCGAGACCGGUGAUGAUGCGAAGACGAUCAACGAGGUGACCUCGUCGGGAAUGUUUGCGCUGGACGGACCGCCCGACGUAGCCGACGUCGACAAAUUGCGCUUCGCAUGCGAUGCCGUCCGCGACGGCGCAGCCGACGGCGGCACGGACCCGAGAACGGGGUCGAAUCCUCGGCAAGGGGGCAGCCGGGGCAUGCCGAUGGUUCUGAACCGUACAUUCAUAUUCGCCGUGGGGAUGAAUUCGCCGACUCGGCCGCGAUCGGUCGAUGAAGCGACCCUACAUCUGGGCAGAGGCGGCGCCAACACGCGCGAGCCGGAGGUGGGGACGCAGGACCUCGUGUCGUCCCGGAACAUGAGCCUUCGGACGUGGGCCGACACGGUGCUGCGACGCCACGGCGGCCGGUUCGCGACGCACCACAUCUUCGCGUUCCUCGCCUUCAACAUGGGCGUGCGGUCGAGAAACCGUCGAGUCAGCAUGCUGAGCGUGACGAGGAAGAACUUCGGCAACGUGGAGCGCAUCGUACGGUCGCUGACCGCAGACGGAUUAGCGGCAGCCAGGGCCGAGCUGGAGAGCACAGGCAAGACGACCGACGACGCCGUGAAGGAGCUCCUCAGGAGCCUUUCGCUGUAUGGUUAUCGCCAGCCCAUGUCCCGAGAGCUCCGUCUCAGCAUGCGGCACAAGAUCCUGGCGCUCAUCGUCCGCUACGGCGUGCCCGCGAUCUGGUUCACGAUCAACCCAAAUGACAUUACGAACCCAGUGAAGCUCCGGCUGGCAGCGUACCGCACGCGCGACCCCGAGGCGGCCGAGGCGUUCCUGCGAAGCCUCGAUAUGUCGUUCAAACGGGUCCGGCUAUCCGUCUCCGACCCGAUGAGCUCGGCCAUGUUCUUCCAUCGCGAGAUGGCGCUGUUCUUCGAGCAUUACGUAAAUGCAGGGGGGGAGUCGGUGUUCGGGCGCAUCAGCCAGUAUUACGGUGCCGUGGAGACCAACGAACGAGGCUCCCUUCACGUCCACGGGCUGCUCUGGCUACACGGGAACGCGCACCUGGGCUCGAUGCUCGCCGACGCCCACGGCGAGGAACAGGCGGCGUACCGCGAGCGGAUCGUCCGCUAUGUCGAUAGCGUCUUCUGCGAGGACCUGGACCAGGAGGGUUUUGCGCCUGCCGAGCGGUUCUCGGCCGCAUUCGAAGAGGAAGCCAACUUCUGCGCCGGCGCGACGCAGAUCCACACCCAUAGUCCGACAUGCGUCAAGUACUCCCUGGGCGACAAGGGACGAAAGGGCGACCUCUGUCGCUUCAAGGCGCCAUGGAAGCUGGUGGAGAAGACGGCCUUCUCGCCGGACGGCGUGCUGCGGAUCCGUAGGACGCAUCCCAUGGUGAAUCGAUGGAAUAAGGCCAUCGCCGUGGGGCUCCGCCACAACCACGACAUCUCCUUCAUAGCGACGCAGCGGAAGACCACGGCGCUCGUCUACUACGUCACGAACUACGCGACCAAGGUAGAGGACCCGACGUGGAAGCGCGUCGCCGCCGCCGCGGAUCUACUGCCCGUCGUCUCGGCCGGGGAGGACGCCGGAAGUGGCGUCGUGGGCGGUGAUGAUGGAACCAAGAACAAGACACGGCAGUUUCUGAUGAGAGUGGCGAACCGUGUCUUCACGGAGCGGGCUCUGUCCCAAGUCGAGGUCGUCGCCCAUCUGCUAGGGUACCCAAGCGAGUUCACGAGCAGCAGCGCCUGGGCGUACCUAAACGUGUCGGUGCUCUACUGGCACGUCUCGAGACGGUGGCGACACCUUCGACAGGAGAGCGGCACCGCGGUCGCUGACGUGUCCGUAGAUGAGUCGGUCGUCGUGGAAGAAGCGGGCGAACGGAUCAGCUUCGCCGAGGCGUACCAUCAUCGCGGAAACGUCCUACGAGGCUUAUGCCUAUACGACUACGUUUCGCUCGUCAGGCUCCAACGCGUCGGCAAGGACGGGUGUUCCGGUGCCUGGGGAGAGGUGGCGUUCGAGAGCGGCUGGGUGGCGGGUAAAGACUGGGUGCAGGUAUUGAGGCGGCCGGGGAAGCAUGCCGUCGUCUGCCUUGACGGGUACCUAAGCAAGGAUUUUGAAGAGGACGACGAGGAUCAUGCCAUCGCAGGGCAGCCCGAGGAGCGAGGCGACAUCAACGACAUAUGGAGGCGCGCGCGGGAGCAGCUUCCGCCGAGAACCUCGUGCCUCGUCGACAACGUUCAAUUGCUCAGGCGUUCCGCCGAGGACGCCAAGCGAGACGCCAAGCAAUGGGCAGCCUCGUCCGGCGACGGGGAGGGAGGGCAGGGCCAGGGCCAAGCGGAUCACGAGGCGGCAUCGGCGUACCAGUCGGACGACGUCGGAAUGGCGACGCGACUGAUUGACGUCGUGCGAAGCGCGGCCGGGGCGAACCAGAUCACGGCGGGAUCGCAGGAGCUUUCGGGAAUGAUGCAGCAGCUCUGCCGCUUCCAACAAUCCGCACUAGCCUCGACGGCCGAGCUCCAGGCCACCAUGGUGACCGAACGGGGUGGGAGGUACAUCAACAUGCCCGGCCAGGUGUUCUCCGGGGCCGCCGUGCCGCCGCAGGAUCAGGCGAUCGCCUUCUCGAUAAUAUGCCGCCACCUGGACUCGAUGCGGGAAAGAGACGGAGGCGACGUCAGCCAGCUCUGCCAGUUCGUCGGCGGCGAGGGCGGCACCGGCAAGUCGCGCGUCAUCGAAGCACUCGUGGGCCUCUUCGCCGCCAAGGGUAUCUCGAGUCGCCUGCUGGUCACGGCGACGUCGGGGACCGCCGCCGCGCGGUCAACGGCAUCACCAUCCACUCCGCCUGCGGCUUCACCAGGACCAAGGGCCGGGCGAGAACACGGCGAGGAACGUCGACGGCACGUGCUCGUCAUCGACGAGGUGAGCAUGCUCGGCGCGCGGACGCUGCACGCCGUCAACGAGCGGCUCUGCCAGCUCCGGGGAUCGCGGCGGGACUUCGGCGGCAUCCCCAUCGUCCUCUUCUGCGGGGACUUCCACCAGUUCCGCCCGGUCCAGGAGCGGUCGAUCCUGCUGCCGAGCGCCGCCGUCUCGUGGGACGAGGACAGCUCGUUCAGGGCCGAGCAGCGCCACCAGCACGACAGGGCGCACGCGCUGUGGAGGCGGUUCACGACCGUCGUCAUGCUGGACGAGCAGAUGCGCGCCGCCGGCGACCCGGAGCUGCAGGGGCUCCUGCGGCGGAUCCGACGGGGCGUGCAGGACCACGCGGACCUGGAUCUCCUCAACUCGAGGUGCCACCGGGAAGGCAGGCGGAUCCCGUGGGAAACGGGCAUCACGGUGGUGACGCCGCUCAACAGGAACCGGUGGAACCUCAACAUGGAGGCGAGCCUGGCGUUCCAGAUCCAGCAGCGGUCGACGGUGCGCAUCUUCCUCUCCGAACACAAGUGGAAGGACGGCCUGCCGACCGAGGAAGAGGCCAUCACGAUGCUGAACCAGGGCGACGACAGCGCGAUCCCGGUGCCGGCCGUCUUCAUGUUCGUGCCGGGGAUGCCGGUCGUCGUGAACCACAACACUCACCAGGGGCUGAAGCUGGUGAACGGCGCCGGCUACACGGCGGCGGAGGUCAUCAUCGACAAGGCGUACCCGGGGCAUCGGAUCUCGGCCGACAUGACGAUCCACUUCGGGCCGCCGGCGGCGAUCAUACUGGGGGUCCAGCGUCAGCGGAAGCGACCGUGGCAGCAGAACGACGUCAGCCGCAAGGGCCUGCCGUGCGCCGCCGCCUUCGCGUGCACCGAUUACAAAGUGCAGGGGGGGACGCUGGAGCGCGUGGCGCUCGAGCUGCGGGGGACGAGGACGACCAACGUCGGCGGACGCGCCGUCCCGUCGCAGUGCGACCCGUACAGCCUGUACGUGCAGCUAUCGCGGUGCCCGACGCUGGACGGCAUCAUGCUCGUGUCGAAGGUGCGGGAGAGGGACCUGGUGGGAAACCGGGUCCCCGGGGAGAUGACCGCCGCACAGGCGAGACUGGAGGAACUAAGCGACAGAAGCGUUCGGGAGGCGCUGUGCUGGCUCGGCGACGACUUGGACGCCGCGAGGCAAGAGAGGGAAGGCUUGGUAGGCACGACGUCGUCGGACGCCGCGGGAACGGCUGACCGCGGGAACGGCUGA
Hirsutella rhossiliensis is the source of this 4767-nucleotide messenger RNA. Its product is annotated as PIF1-like helicase domain-containing protein. The record is from RefSeq and is a predicted model, not a curated record. The transcript is spliced from 9 exons. NCBI's taxonomy places the organism in Eukaryota, Fungi, Ascomycota, Sordariomycetes, Hypocreales, Ophiocordycipitaceae. Bases 1 to 4767 code for a protein of 1588 amino acids.